GUUUACAUGUUUCUGCCAACCAGAUCGCACGUUGCCGGGUUUUGAUAGCGAGCAAUCUGUAUCGAAAACACUAGAACGCCAGUUUCACCGAAAUAGUCACGAUGGACUACGAAGCAUUCGAAGCAGCGCACAAGCCUCAGCUCCAAUCGUCUGGCGUGCCGGAACACUUCUGGCCAGAGCUGUACCGUAAGCUGUCCGAGCAGGCGUUCGAUGCGGGACUAUCCUUCUCUCUGCUCGCGGUGGACUAUGGAGACGAAACGAGAGCAGCGGAGGAUCCCGUCUGGACGCUGCAGGUAUCGAAGGAAGGAGGGCUGAAGGCGAACGACCCGACGGAAAUCUAUCUGAUCGACCAUGCCUGGACUUUUCGAACGGAUAACGCACGUCAGCUGCUAAACGCCCAUCCGGAGCUGGUGAGCCGAUUGGCGGUAAUGAUGGGACUGCAGCAGGACGACGAUGUGCCACCGAACGCGUACAUCCCCCGCAUCCUGCAGGACGUGUGGCGCUGGUGCAAUAUGUACUCGCUCAACGCGGAUGGGUUGUCGGUCGAAAACCGUAUGCCGAUUUGGUACGUGAUGGAUGAGGUAGGCAGUGCAAUUCUGCACAGCGAUACGCCGAACUGCCGUGUCGUUCCGUUCAUGCACAUCCCGGAAGGUAUCACGUACAGCUUACUCUUCCCAACGGAGGACAUCGACGAGGGAGAAAACGUGUGUCGAGAUUUCGUCGAAAAUGUACCCUUAGGAUCGAGGGAACGGGACGCUCUGCUGCUUCCCUGGCGGUACGACUCGUUCGUGAAGGAGGACUUCUCGCAAUCGGAACCCCCGAAGGAAUACUUUUUGGCCGGUCACAUUGAAGAAUCCCUGCCAGAUCCGGACGUUCCGCCACCGCUAAUCGAUGGCAAUAGACCGCUGAAGGUUUACUCACAGUACGAGCUCGUCAACCAAUACCUUACCGAUCCAUCGUAUGAGCUUGUAUCCGAUCCGGCCGAGGCGGACAUUCUCUGGAUGACCAGUCACUUCAAGGAGUUUCGCGAGCUGAGCGAAUACAAUCCCAAUAAGUUCGUGAACCAAUUCCCGUUCGAGAACGUACUGACAAUCAAGGAUCUGUUGAGCAUCGUCUGUCGCCGAGCGGCCAAGAAAUCGGCAGCAUCAUCCGGUGAUGGUGACGGAGAUGAGGUGUCAUUGGCGUCCAACCCUCGCUGGCUGCCGGUAACGUACAACCUAAAGACGGAGCUGGUUCCCUUCGUUGCCUACUUUCAGAACCGGGCACAGCGCGGCCUGGACAACCACUGGAUUGUGAAGCCGUGGAAUUUGGCCCGCACACUCGAUACGCACAUUACGGACAGUUUGACGCAGAUGAUGCGCCUGCAGCAAACGGGGCCCAAGAUCGCCCAGAAGUACAUCGAGCAUCCGGUGCUGUUUGAGCGGGCGGAGCUCGAGGCCAGCGUCAAGUUCGACGUCCGGUACGUGCUGCUGGUGAAAAGCGUCGACGAGCUGUGCGCCUACGUGUACACCAACUUCUUCCUGCGCUUUGCCAACAAACCCUUCCAGAUGGACGAUUUCGACGACUACGAGAAGCACUUCACCGUCAUGAACUAUGGCCAGUUUCAGCUGCGGCACAUGAAGUGUGACGAGUUUGUUCAAACCUGGCACACCCAGUACCCGCAGCAUCCCUGGGACCAGAUCGAGACCGACAUUUGCGAAAUGCUGCGGGAGAUGCUGCAGGGUGCCACGAAGGUGGGGCCACCGUGUGGCAUUGGCGCGAGUGCCCAGUCGCGUGCCCUGUAUGCCGUCGAUUUGAUGCUCGAGUGGACGGAGGCGGGCAGCAAAAUUCAGCCGAAGCUGCUCGAGGUCAACUUUACGCCCGACUGUCAGCGGGCCUGCGAAUACUAUCCGGAGUUCUACAACGACGUGUUCAACUUGCUGUUCCUGGAUCAGGAAAAUUUGGACGUGUUCAGGCGUAUUGUAUAGAGAUGCGAAGCAGACACCGAAAUAAAUGAAUUGUUUUGCGUAUGUGAAAAAGAAUCGCUUUCGCUGGAUGAAAGAAGAGAAAAGAAACUUUCGCGCAGGAUGCAGGCAUUUCGGAUCAGCGAAGGACCAGCAGAAAGGAGCGUGGCCGACCGUUUUGUGGUAACAUUACAAUUUUAUUUCUGAUGAUGUUUAUUCGUUCAUUUUCCGUCCCAAAUUCCAACUAUAGUUCGUUACACAACUUCCGAAACAGCAAACGGAGAUCAUCAAUCUCUUCCUCUGAUCGAGCCUAAUUUGCCUCUUUUCCACUUGGUGUGUUUCAAUUUUGUUGCACAGAGUUUUAUUACAUUAUUUUGCCUUAUUUAGUGUUGCAACACUUAUUUAUUUUUAAAAUCAGUUUCGUCUCGCAACAAACACCACCUUUUUUUCUUUUAAUUUUAACAGUGUACAUUUCCACAAAAACACACUGUUCAUGUAGAUGUGGAGCUCUCCUUUGACACGAACAAUAAUUAACACGCGUGCAUUACGUGUGCUAGUUAAAGGGAAGGGGAAAGUCUUGCUCGUACCAGGGCGCGUGUUUCUAGCACUGAGCGCAAUGGUAGUAGUAGUAUUUUAUUAGUAAUAGUAGAAAUAGUAGUAGUAGUAGCAGUAGUAGU
Anopheles merus is the source of this 2620-nucleotide messenger RNA. It is a transcript of the gene TTLL12, whose product is annotated as tubulin--tyrosine ligase-like protein 12. Gene Ontology annotation, biological process: protein modification process. Bases 102 to 1967 code for a protein of 621 amino acids. NCBI's taxonomy places the organism in Eukaryota, Metazoa, Arthropoda, Insecta, Diptera, Culicidae. The transcript has a single exon. The record is from RefSeq and is a predicted model, not a curated record.